This is a messenger RNA of Phlebotomus argentipes, 849 nucleotides long. RefSeq lists its product as uncharacterized. NCBI's taxonomy places the organism in Eukaryota, Metazoa, Arthropoda, Insecta, Diptera, Psychodidae. The coding region runs from base 1 to 804 and encodes 267 amino acids. The transcript has 3 exons. The record is from RefSeq and is a predicted model, not a curated record.
AUGCGUGCUCCGGAAACUUUUUUCCGCGCUGUCGAAGAGUCGAAAUGGAAGUGUUUUGAUUCCCAGUCGCUUGGUGGCGCCAACAUGGCGACAAAUGCAAUAAACAGGGAAGAGCGAUUAAGAAUUUUGAAGGAAUUUGACGAUUUUACUGAUGAUAUCAAUCAGAAAAUCGAUGGAAUCCUCGAGAAAUUAAACUGGGACCGAGAAACAGUAUUGAAGAAUUAUGAGAAACAAGAGAAAUGUAAACAGAAACCAAAAAAGGCGGAUGUCCAAUUUUCUGAGGAUUACCAGGAAUUCUAUAAGGGAAGAAUCCCGUCUCUGUCUAUAGACAAGGAACUCCAGGCCAAAAUCAUUGAAGAUGCAAAGAAGGCCAAUCCGGAAAUGCUUCUUAUGCUUCCUGUACAGGAUCUGAAUACUCGCAAGCUGCCAGAAAGCAAUGAAGACAUUCUCUUUGACUUCAGCAGAGAGGAAAAACUGGUUCUGUAUGAAUAUGCAGCGGAGAAGCUGAAGAAUCCGCCGGAACAGGAAAAAUCCUACCCUCUGAAGAUGCCAGAGGAAUCCUCCAGCAAAUCCAUGACUUUUGCCGACGUCGUGGACAUGGAGAGGCAGUUGAAGAGGCGUCGGAUGAAGCACAGAACUACAAAGGAGCCUCCAUUGUCAUACUCUGAAACCAUUCGGAAACUAAUCAACACACAAACGGACGCCUGGAAGAGUUUCUUGCACCAGAACGAGGACUCUCGGAAGCAUCACAAGCACAAAAGGAGCAAACAUAAGCAUCACAAGCGGAGGAGAAGUCAAAGUUAACUCCCACAAUUGUACAGUAAAGAAGGCAUGGCAUGCAGAUUGUAA